CAGAAUUAGAAAGCACAAUGGGAAAUACUGUGAAAACGCCGAGAGCAUCCGAAGAAACAAAUGUGCCGAGCCAAACGGGUCAGGAGAGUGAUUUCCUUGCUGUCCUCUAUGACUAUCCUUCAGCAGACAUAAGCCAACCUAUAUUUCAUGUAGGGGAAAAACUACGUGUGCUAUCAGAUGAAGGAGGCUGGUGGAGAGUUCAUUCCCUUACAACAGGUCGAGAAAACUAUAUUCCAGGAAAAUAUGUAGCAAAGGUUUACCACGGCUGGUUAUUUGAAGGGCUGGGAAGAGAAAAAGCAGAGGAACUUCUACAGCUACCCAACACCAAGGUUGGCUCCUUCAUGAUCAGAGAGAGUGAAACUAGGAAAGGGUUAUAUUCCUUGUCGGUGCGGCACAGGCAAGUGAAACAUUACAGGAUCUUCCGCCUUCCAAAUAACUGGUAUUACAUCUCUCCACGGCAAACCUUUCAGUGCCUUGAAGACCUUGUGAAUCACUACUCAGAAGUUGCCGAUGGUCUCUGCUGUGUCCUUACAACACCUUGUCUUACCCAGUGCACUAACAACAACAGCGUAAUGAAUCAAGUUCCUCCUGUGGUGAUGCGGAAUAAAAACUUCAACUGGAGAAAUAUUCACAGGCUGGAGAUGACUGAAGAUACUGAAAGCACCCUGGCAGCAAUGGAUGAUUCUUGUCUCAGCUAUGGCCUGAGGGAAAGCAUCGCUUCCUACCUCUCCUUAACAGGGGAUGAUAACGCUUCUUUUGCAAGUGCCAGAAAGAAGAAAGCCCAAUCUCUUAUAUACACAGGGAGCAAACGUAAGAGUACCCUUCACUUGCCACCUACAUACUAUGAGGACUAAAUGUAAGACAACCAGGGGAAAAAAAACCCUGAGGGGUUAGAAGAGAAACUCAGAGCAUCCUGUGGUCCUGCAGUCCUUUGACAGCUGAGAUAAGAUACACAAGCACACCAGCUGAUGAUCAAAUGCUGGCAAUGCUUCUGCAUUUCCUCUUCUGAAUGUUAACCAGAGACCUUCUUAAGGGUGCUAUCUCAGCCACGGCAUCUGCUGGGAACGUCCCCAAGUGCACCUGAAAUUAGAACCUGCUCACAAGCAGGAUAAACAGAUAGACUCUAAGUCAAGAGCCAAGUGAGGCAGAUGACUCUUCAGCAAGGGUGAUGCCCACCAUUGUACAAAGGUGAUUGCAUAGGGAAGGACUAACUACAGCUCAAGAACUUCAAUUAAGUCUUACUCUGGUAUUCUCCACAAGGCUGAACACCAUCUUUACAGAACCUACCUACACUGAGAACAGGAGCUUUUUUCUUCUCUAUAUAGAAUCAUUCAUUGUCAUUGAAAAUGGGUCAGAAAGUCAUCAAUAACCCCAAGAAAGUAUCUAACAUCUGGCAUCCAAGAAACACCUGACUAUAUUGACUCCAUACUUCUGUCAUUUUUACCUUUUAGGGGAAAAAAUUAAAAUCAUUGACUUUCCAAGUGGCAUUUAAUUCAACUGCUGGUAAUGGCCUGCAGUGUCACAAAGCGGUCACAAAAUUAAGAACAGGCUUAACUCACUGAGAAAAGCAGUUCCUGCUCAGCCCUGAGUUGAGAGUACAGGCAUAUCCAAAAGCAUAACUCAGCUGCUCAUAGUCUAGCACAUAUACAACAGAGAACAAACGGAUUUUUAAGUGAAAAGUAAAAUGUGGUAAUAUCAUGCCUAACUGCAAAGGUAGGCUUGCAAAGGUGUGACCUUUUAUGUGUAGAGGACCAGAUUUUAACCUCAUCUCCUGAAGGCACCCCCAUAUUUAUGUAUAAUAUUUAUAUUAAUAGCAGCUUUUUUUAAUAAUUAAACUAAGAGAGCAAAUCAGCAACAGUGGAUGUUAAAAGAGUUUUCUGAAUUUCUUGCCUAAAGUUAUGUCAAAUAGUAAUGACACACUUCAUCAAACUGCUUAAAGAUUUGUAACUGGGUUACAAGUUUCACGAAUUAGAGAUUUUUUCUAUAUAUAUGUACCCAUUGCUAAGUGAUAAAGGAGCAGCUAGCAUGGUCCUGUGAACCUGACAUGUGAUUGCUUUCUAAAUCAAGUAGUCACUCACAUCUGGGGGUGUAAAAUGCUGCAAUCUCUGUUCUCGAGCCGAGAUCUUUUCAAUCUAAUAUUCUGUCAUACCUUUUUGCACAGAUUUGAGUAAUGAAAGUUUGGAGAGAUAGGGAAUUGGGGUUUACAUAUAUAUAUAUAUAUAUAUAUAUUUCCUCUGUAAAUACCUCUUAGCACAAAUCUGUGUGCUCUUUAGAUCUUGUAACAGAUCAUUUGCACUAGCAAGAGAGAUUCAGAGAUCAAAAUAGUUCACAGCUUAUUUAAACAUAUUUCAGAACUUAAAGGAUGAAUGUAAUUUGGCUGGUAAACAUUGAACACCACAAAGCAAAAUGAACUCAGGAACUCUAGGCAUUUGUAUAAUCUCAUUACUGUUACUGCUCAUUAAUAUGUUAUGGUGACUGCAUUUUAUCCAGUGAAAAGCAUAUGGAGAGCAUUACAGAUUUCUAAGUCAUGACUUGUAUUUAUUCAUUAAAAUAA
Molecule: messenger RNA, 2554 nt
Organism: Gymnogyps californianus (California condor)
Lineage: Eukaryota; Metazoa; Chordata; Aves; Accipitriformes; Cathartidae
Gene: SLA
Product: Src like adaptor
Exons: 7
Coding region: 18-854 (278 amino acids)
Molecular function (GO): protein binding
Source: RefSeq, a predicted model, not a curated record